This is a messenger RNA of Plectropomus leopardus (leopard coralgrouper), 3186 nucleotides long. RefSeq names its product ectonucleoside triphosphate diphosphohydrolase 5a (gene entpd5a). Gene Ontology annotation, molecular function: hydrolase activity. NCBI's taxonomy places the organism in Eukaryota, Metazoa, Chordata, Actinopteri, Perciformes, Serranidae. The record is from RefSeq and is a predicted model, not a curated record.
AUACAGUCUUCAGCCGCUGUGUGUUUGCUUUAUUCCUAGUUUAUUGUUUGCUGAUUUUUUAAAAUUUCCCCAUUGAUUUGAAUUUUUAUCUUAGGUUUUUUUUUGUAUUUUAAUAUCAUUUUGAGGCUGCAGUCGCACAAGAGUUACUUCACUCAGCAACUUCCGUCCUUCAAAUCAAUCAACGCUGAACACCACCUAAAGCACCGAGGAUCAUCAAACAGGCCCCUGUCAAUCUUUGACUCCAGCAUCCACCACUUCUUCUCCUCAGCUGUCUCUUCUCCCCGGCUGUGAAACAAUGGCCACGCCGAGCAUGCUCCUCACUUUCUCCGUGUGGCUCUUGGCUGGGAGCCUCUUAACGGAGGCGACAUACUACCGGCACCACCGCUACGUCCCCCACUUCUACCGUUACCGGGAGCACUCUGCCAACACGGAAAACCUCCUCCCCGAAGUCUCCAACCCACAUCCUGAAGUCCCGGAGCCGGGUGUUCCGACCUACCCUCAGAUCCCCGAAGUGUUCCACCCGGCACCCGAGGUCAUCCACACCCUGCCCGAGGCUAUCCACCCGGUGCCCGAAGUCGUGCAUCCUGCACCUGAGCCGUACCAGCUUCCUGAGGUUUACCAGCCUGAUGUGCCUGAAGCCUCCUCCCCCGUCAACGCGAGCCGGGUUUUCUACGGGAUCAUGUUUGACGCUGGGAGCACAGGCAGCAGGAUCCACAUCUAUAAGUUCAUCCAAAAAGACCCCGUUGAGCUGCCAGUUCUGGACAAUGAAAUGUACCAUGCGGUAAAGCCUGGACUGUCUGCUUAUAAGGACAACCCUGAGGAGGGUGGCAACACCAUUCGUCAGCUUCUGAAGAUUGCAAAGAAGACCGUGCCAGAGGAGGACUGGAAAAGGACCCCGGUGGUCCUGAAGGCCACAGCGGGUCUGCGCCUGCUGCCUGAAGACAAGGCCAGUGCUCUUCUGAAGGAGGUGAGAGAGGUGUUUAAUGAGUCCCCUUUCUUUGUGCCAAACAACAGUGUUUCCAUCAUGAAUGGACAAAAUGAAGGAGUCCUCGCCUGGGUCACAGUGAACUUCCUAACAGGUCACCUGUAUUCCAACACCAAGAGGACAGUUGGCAUCUUGGAUUUGGGUGGCGGAUCCACACAGAUCACAUUCCUUCCCAAGUCAAAGAAAACGAUUCAGUCUGCUCCCGCGACUUACAUUGCCAACUUUAACCUCUUCGACCAUACGUACCAACUCUACACACACAGCUACCUUGGAAAUGGACUGUAUGCGGCCCGACUGGCAACUCUUGGCGCACUAGGAGCCGAUGGUCUAGAUUGGAAAGUCUUCACAAGUUCCUGCCUCCCGAAAAAGUUCAGAGAAGAAGUUACUUUUGGAGGAACCACCUACAAAGUUAGCGGGAUUCCUGACGGCUAUGCAGGGUAUAAGCUGUGCUACUAUGAGGUCAUGAAGGUAAUCAAAGGAAUCGUGCACCAGCCUUACGAAGUGAAGGGCAGCAGCAUCUUCUACGCUUUCUCCUACUACUUCGACAGAGCUGUGGAGUCUGGCCUCAUCGAUGGCAGUCGGGGUGGCGCGAUUGAAGUCAGGGAUUUUAAGAAGAGAGCCAAGGAAGUGUGCAACAAAAUGACCAAGUACCGUGCUAUUAGCCCCUUCCUCUGCAUGGAUAUGACAUAUAUCACCUGUCUGCUAAAGGAGGGCUUUGGCUUCAAGGACAGCACUGUGCUACAGUUAGCCAAGAAGGUGAACAAUGUAGAGACAAGCUGGGCCCUCGGGGCGACCUUUGACUACUUCAGAAACCUCAACAUCCACUAAGGACAGCUUGCUGUCACUGCAGCCAGCACUGAGAGGGACAGUCUGUCACUGUGGGGCUUCCCGUCCUCCGUCCACCCUCGAUCAGCCCGUCCCCCUCGCAGACACACCCGGUCCCACCAUGCUUCCUCAUCCACCACAAGCCUUCCUCCUCUUUUCCUUCAACCUCAGCACCCUGCGAACACUCCAAGAACUGUUGAAAAAAAAAAAAGAAAUCACUAUAUUUUUAUAAGGCCAGCUAUUUCUACUGUAUGUUGAGCUCAUGACUGGUGGGCUGACUUUAUUUUUGUAAAACGUUUACAUGUUUGAUUCCUUAUGGGUGUCUGAUCUGAAAUGUCUUUCUUACCUACCUGUUCUCAGUGUGUAGCGGGUAGUUUAGAAGCAACCAGUCAUGGUAUUUGGUGCUUACUGUGGUCCUGGUGUGCACUGUACACUACAGUGGAGUUUAUCUACAGCCUAGUUGCUGGAAAUACAACCAUAGUUGUAUUUCUAAAUGCUUGUUAAUCGUCUUUUCAUGCUAGCAGUAAAUUAUUUUACAGAAUUAAUUUGCCCCCAGCCGUCAUUGGAAACAGCAGUUGAAAACCACACAGCUUAUCUCUUCAACUUUGCACAUAACACUUUAAUUGCAGAUAUUGUAGCUAAGACAGUUGCUUCAAGAGUUGUACAUAUUCGAGUAGUGCUCCAUUCACCAUGACUGAGGGGGGCAAAAAGAGCGCUGUGGAGAUACUAACAGACUUGUGUUGUAUAGCUGUAAAUGUAUGAGGUUAUUACCUAUACUUUUAAACUGCAGCCAUUAUUGUUAUGUCUACUGCAGAAAAAGACCUUAUCAAGCAUGACUAAAUUGCAGAGGCCCUAGGUCUGAGCUCAGUUUUAGACCAGCAACAGAGACCUCUCAUCACGGGUAGAUAGAUGCAUCCAACAACAUAAUUUACAGGCAUUAAAUACAGCAAAAAAUGCAAACAGAAAUUAUGUAAAAAGCUGACUAAAAGCUCAUCUCCUUCGUUUAUUGCUGGUUGCUCAAAAACUUUUGUGAUAUUGAAUUCUGUUUUUGAAUUCAUUUCUCUUGUGAACUGUACAAAUAUUUAAAUAACUUUAUCUAAUGUAGAGCAUUUUAACUAUCCUCAUCCAAUAUUAACUCUGUGUAACUGCUCUUUAAACCGUGCCUUGCUGUCUUUUCAGUAUUCAACAUGUUCAAUAACUACUGCUGUAUAUACAUAAUGUAAACUUUUAUUAGUGAAAUCUUUUGACAAGAACUGCUUUUGACGUUGCAAAAACUUUAUGCUGCACAAUUGCUCAGAAAUGCCUGUAUGUUCAUCAGUAAGAAUAGUCUGAUGACUGACUAUAUGUAAAUUGAUGUUUUUAUUAAAUCCAGUGAA